Andrographis paniculata is the source of this 1117-nucleotide messenger RNA. RefSeq names its product aquaporin PIP2-1-like. NCBI's taxonomy places the organism in Eukaryota, Viridiplantae, Streptophyta, Magnoliopsida, Lamiales, Acanthaceae. Gene Ontology annotation, cellular component: plasma membrane. The transcript has 4 exons. Bases 88 to 933 code for a protein of 281 amino acids. The record is from RefSeq and is a predicted model, not a curated record. Gene Ontology annotation, biological process: transmembrane transport. Gene Ontology annotation, molecular function: water channel activity.
CGGUUGCCAUUCUCACCCCCAUACAGAACUCCAGAAACUCCUCAGCUCACCAAACCAGUAGAAGAAGCUUCUCGACUCACUGCAGCAAUGGCGAAGGAUGUAGAAGGCGGAGGCAACGAAUACAGCGCCAGAGACUACCACGACCCGCCGCCGGCGCCGCUGAUUGAUCCGGAGGAGCUUGGCAAGUGGUCGCUGUACAGAGCUGUUAUCGCCGAAUUCAUCGCGACUCUUCUCUUCCUCUACGUCACCGUCCUGACGGUUAUCGGCUACAAGAGCCAGAGCGCCGCCGACGAGUGCGGCGGCGUCGGAAUUCUAGGCAUUGCUUGGGCGUUCGGCGGAAUGAUUUUCAUCCUCGUGUACUGCACCGCCGGCAUCUCCGGCGGACACAUCAAUCCGGCGGUGACCUUCGGACUGUUCCUCGCGAGGAAAGUCUCGUUAGUCCGAGCCGUACUGUACAUCGUGGCGCAGUGCUUGGGCGCCAUUUGCGGUUGCGGUCUGGUGAAGGCGUUCCAGAAGGCGUAUUACGUCAGGUACGGCGGAGGCGCCAAUUCUCUGGCUGACGGGUACAGCACCGGCACCGGAUUAGCGGCGGAGAUAAUCGGAACAUUUGUACUUGUUUACACCGUCUUCUCCGCCACCGAUCCGAAGAGAAGCGCCAGAGACUCUCAUGUUCCUGUUUUGGCACCACUGCCGAUUGGAUUCGCCGUGUUCAUGGUUCACUUGGCGACAAUUCCGAUCACCGGUACUGGAAUCAACCCCGCCCGGAGCUUCGGAGCGGCUGUGAUCUACGGCAAGGAUGUGGCCUGGGAUGAUCAUUGGAUAUUCUGGGUGGGGCCAUUGAUCGGGGCCGCCAUUGCAGCGAUCUAUCAUCAGUACGUGCUUCGGGCUGGAGCAGUUAAAGCUCUGGGAUCGUUCAGAAGCUCUUCCUAUUAAAGUUAAGGUUUGAGAAUCGAAAUGUAAAUUUGAAGAGAGGACAGGACACUGUUUGUUUGCCUUCUGUCUUCUGUCUUUUUAUAUUUCUUUGUAUUUUGUCUUUUUGUUGUUUAUGUUUGAUGCUCUUUUUCAAGUCAAUGAUCAAAGCAAUAAUGAAUCAAUGAAUGAAAAUGAUUGUAAAUGA